UCCAUUCUCCUUAUCAAACGGUUAAAAUUUUAUUUGUGUAGUUGUUUUUGAGCAAUAAGCAGUACCUGAACAAAUGUAGGUAGGAGCAUUCUAAGCGAUGAUAAAGGGAAACCGUUUAAUCCUGUUAUCUCGCUGUUCACAGUUCACACGUUCUUUUGCCGCUGACCGUUAACACUUCUUCCAGGUUUUAGUACGCCGAAAAGGCAAUAUUAUAUAGUAGCCGGUGUCGCUAGUUACAAGUGUGCUAUAGGCGAUCACGAAUACAAAUGUGAUGAUGGACAGAAUUUAAAUCGAUUUGAGAUUUAACGAGUUAAAUGUGUACAUUCCACUCCAUACUCCACUAUCUACAGGUAAAGCAGGCCGUGGUCGCUUUGAAAUAUCGAUCGAAAGGAUUCCCUGCUUAGCGUUCUACCAGAUCGACGUGGAAGCUGUUUGAUACGUGGAUAGUAGUUCGUUAAAGCUAAUAUGCGUACCCAAUGUUUAUAUUUAUUAAUACAUCGAAUCACAUUAGGUAAUUUUAUUCAUUAUCUGGGUAAUUUUUUUUCUAUCUGCACAAUUCCGAACUCAUUGUGCACGAAAAACAAGAACCACAAGCCUUGCACGGACAAUUUCAAUAAGAGUCCCAGUUUGGGAACACUGAACUUGUAAGUUUCUGUACAAAUUUUUGCCUGUACCUCCUAGUGUGAAUGGAUCCUACUAGCUCCGAACCUUCUCCUUCGAUUUUUCUGCAGCCUGUUCUGAAUGUUCCUAAUGACCGUUUUGAUGUGUCGCUCCGAGGAGCGGACGAUCAGUCCAAACCAAUCCAAUGGAUUCCCUGUCACCGUGCAAUUCUCGUAGCUAAAAGUACCUACUUCCGGUCCAUGUUCGCUUCACAGAUGAAGGAUUCUCAUGAAGAACAAAUCCAGCUGCAGGAUAUUCCUCAUGAAAUUCUUGACCAGAUUGUUCGGUACAUUUACACGGAAGAAAUCGCUUUAACCACAAACAAUGUUCUGUUACUGCUGGAAUCAGCGCUAUUCUUCGAUGUAACCGAGAUUAUCACUGCAUGUAAAGAGUUUUUGGAGAAAAACAUGGACACCGAAAACUGGUUAGCCACACAGCGCACGGCGAAAUCCCUGUCCUGCCGCGAUAUAGUCGAAAUCAGCGAAAAGUUCGUCGUAAACAAUUUUUCAGUAGUUUCACGGUGUGAUGAUUUUCUAAAGAUCAGCGAAUCUCAAAUGAUCAAACUCAUUGCUUCUGACGAUCUGUUUGCAAAGAGCGAGGACGAAGUGGCGGAUGCUGUGAUGCGCUGGUUUAAUACCGAUCGAACUAAACGGAUUCUUGGCGUCGGUGAAAUUCUGCCGCUUAUUCGAGUGCCGUUUCUGAGCGCUGAGCGAGCCAAAACAGUUCGGAGCAUGCAUAUGGAUCAAGAAAAAAUACCAGUUGAUCAGUCUCAAAAGGUCAUGGACGGCAUAAUCCGGCAAACGCCAUAUCAACAUCGCGAUUCAUACAAACCGAUCCUAGUUGCUGUGGGCGGCGAUCACAGACCAAAAUGCGUUCAUCGUUUUGAUCCGGUUACCAAGGCAUGGAUUCCCGUACGACUGCUACCUCCAUCGCAGAAGAAACAACCCGGCAAUUUACCAAUUAUCGUCACGCCGAGCGGUAGUGUGCUGAUCUACGAACUGAUAUAUGACGAUGCAAUCGCGCGUAGCUGCAUGUGGCGAUAUGAUUCCGAUACGGACCAAUGGGAGCGCUGGACCCCGCUGCCCGUCGGGCGGUGCGAGGGUCCGCUGGUGGCCAGUGAAAAGGUGUAUGUCCUUGUUAGCGGCGACCAAUCGCAGUGCUUCGUAUGCUAUAAUGAUACUUCGAAGGAAUGGGACCAUUGUGGCACUUUUCCCGGAAAGGUUUUACUGUCUUCGGCGAUGACGGUGGAUGAUAACGGGUGCAUCUAUAAGCUUGGCGGCCAUGACCAUUCUUACAAAGUCGAUAAGAAAGGUCGUCUUUCGGAUGCCGCAUAUUGCUUCGAUCCACGCGACAAGACGAUCAAAACGUUGGCGAAGAUGCCGUCAAAACGGUACAAAAGCUGCGUCGCUGUUGGUCCCGAUGGACUGAUAUAUGUCAUUGGUGGAAUACGCUCGGAGCAUAUGCGAAAAUUCAAAGAAUUUUUUGUCGACUGUUGUGACGUGUACAAUCCGAGAACCAACCAAUGGCAGACAAAAUAUGCAAAGCGGUGGGCUGUAUCAUCCGACUCUACUCGAUUACUCACAUUCGAUGGGAAACUCCAUUUAUUCAGCCAUACAAUGGUAUAUUAUGAUGCAGUUCAGGACAGCUGGACCCAUUUCGCAGACCGACCACCGCUGCUGGGUGAAUAUUGCGGUUAUGGGCUAGUUCCACAACACGUUGUCCGCAAAUGGAUGCAACAGCCCGGCUCGUGCGUGAACUUGGACGUGCAUUCAUGCGUAGCUCAUGCCCGGCUCAAACGUACAGGCGUUCCCUCAAAUGUGCCAGAGGCCGCUCAGAAGGUCACUGAUAGUAUUUGAACCUUGUUACUCUUCGACGCACUAAGACGACCAAAUGUUGUCCAUUUUCAUAUACACCUGUGGAACGUUUCGUACCAAAGAAAAAAAUUGAAUCGUUUUUUCGCGCCUUGUAGUCACAGUAGACAUCUGUAUACAUGCUGUAGAUACCCUGUAGACCUAUCGGUAGUCACCUGGUUUCUUAGGAUGUAUACCGCGUGUCUACAACGGUGUCUACAGGUAGUCUACGGAUGUCUACCGCUGUAUACAGGUAGCCCUUCUUAGCAUCAGCUCGAUACUCUGCCUGUAUACACCGGUAGUCACUUGUAGACAGCCCGUAGACACCACUGUAGACAUACUGUAGUCACCUGGUUUCUUAGGUUUCUUAGGAUGUAUACGGGUUGUCUACAGGGAGUCUACAGGUUGUCUACGGAUGACUACAGUGACUACAAGAAGGAAAAAAACGUUCCAGUUUUUUUCUUUGGUACGAAACGUUUCAUAUAUAAUAUAUGAUUUAUUCCGACAGCAUUAAUUUUGCUGAUGUUUUUACCCGGCUUCGUC
Molecule: messenger RNA, 3053 nt
Organism: Paramacrobiotus metropolitanus
Lineage: Eukaryota; Metazoa; Tardigrada; Eutardigrada; Parachela; Macrobiotidae
Product: kelch-like protein diablo
Exons: 7
Coding region: 687-2516 (609 amino acids)
Molecular function (GO): protein binding
Source: RefSeq, a predicted model, not a curated record